GCUGAGGUUGGGAAGGACCUCUGGCAAUCACCCAUCUGCCCUCUGGCUCAAAGCAGUAGCCUGCAUCAGGUUGCACUGGACCACAUCCAGUCAGGGAUUUUGUUCUCCAGUAGAAUGAGUGCCACAUCAGCCACGAGUUGCCCCUUGCCAUCACUGCUUGUGCCUGAACAAGAGGAGCAAGAGUGUUCUGACAUACAUAUGUCUGUCUUGUGGUAUGCAGGGGAGUUUGCAGUUACUUACUAUGAUACAGAAGAUUGCUCAGUUUACUUCAUGCCUGACACACCUGAUAGUGAAGGCCUCGAGCUGCUGCAAAAAGUGACUGGGGAAGUUCAUCCUAAAUGCAUAGUGACAAGUGCAAAACAGGAUCAGAAUAUUGCCAAUUUCCUGACCAACCUAGCAGACAGUGAUAGCGAUAAAGGAAAAAUAGAAACUGUCCUGUUUCCUAACAUAGAUUUUGGCCUAGAAGUCAGCAAGCAACGAAUUCUAUCUAGACAAUUUCCAUUUAUCCCAUCCCAUAUGACUGCAACAGAAAAAAUUCUUUAUUUGUCCUCAGUCAUCCCUUUUGAGUGCCCACUCAUGAUAAGAGCAUUAGGGGGGCUCCUUAAGUACCUUGACAGGAGAAGGGUUGGAGUUGAACUGGAAGAAAGUGGUAUUGCAGUUCCUGUUUUAGCCUUUAGAAAGUUUGUUCUGUCAGAAACUGUGAAUAUAGACCAAGACACUUACAGUGUUCUACAGAUAUUUAAAAGUGAUAUCCAUCCUUCUGUGUAUAAACUUUCUAGUGGACUAAAAGAAGGAUUCAGUUUAUAUGGGAUUUUAAAUCGCUGUAGGUGCAAACGGGGAGAAAAACUUUUGAGGCUGUGGCUUACACGACCUACUCGGAACUUGACAGAGCUAAACAAACGGCUGGAUGUUAUCCACUUCUUCCUGUUGGCUCAGAACCAUGAAACAGUCCUUACCCUUCAAGAUUGCCUCAGGAAUAUAAAAAAUGUGCCUCUUAUUCUAAAAAGAAUGACUCUAUCCCAUACAAAAGUUAGUGACUGGCAAGCACUCUAUAAGACAGUGUGCAGUGCACUGUGCCUUAGAGACACAUGUCGCUCUCUGCCCCAUAGUAUUGAACUCUUUCAGAUUAUUUCACGCGUCUUCACUGAUGAUCUGCAAUACAUUGCUAGUCUUAUCAGCAAAGUGGUGGACUUUGAAGGCAGCAUCUCUCAAAAUCGCUUCACUGUUAGACCCAAUGUGGAUCCCACCAUUGAUGAAAAGAAGCGAAGGCUAAUGGGUCUGUCAGACUUUCUUACAGAAGUGGCACAAAAAGAACUGGAAACGUUGGACAACCAUAUUCCUUCCUGUUGUGUGAUCUACAUUCCUUUGAUUGGGUUCCUUCUCUCCAUUCCACGGCUACCAAGCAUGGUGGAUAAAAAUGACUUUGAAAUUGAAGGCUUGGACUUCAUGUUCUUGUCAGAGGAUAAACUGCACUACAGAAGUGCUAGAACUAAGGAGCUAGACAGCCUGCUGGGUGACUUGCACUGUGAGAUAAGAGACCAAGAAACACUUAUUAUGCACCAGCUGCAGGCAAAGAUCUUGGAGAGGUCUGAAGUGCUUAACAGCGUGAUUGAGUAUACUGCACACCUGGACGUGCUGUUGGCUUUGACAGUGAUGGCUCGGGAGAACUCCUACUGCCGGCCACGCUUUACUCAGCGCCAUGGCUUCCACAUCAAGGAUGGAAGACAUCCACUGAUGGAACUAUGUGCAAAGACAUUUGUGGCUAAUCCUGUGAACAGUGGUGAGGCUACCAGACGAAUAAAGAUAAUCACUGGGCCCAACUCAUCUGGAAAGAGCGUCUACUUAAAGCAAGUAGGUCUUAUAAUAUUUAUGGGUCUAAUUGGUAGUUAUGUGCCUGCAGCAGAGGCAGAGAUCGGAGCAAUUGAUGGGAUUUACACAAGAAUCCACACUAGGGAAUCAGUUUCUGUAGGACUCUCCACAUUCAUGAUUGAUCUUAACCAGGUUGCCAAAGCAGUAAACAAUGCCACAGAGAGGUCAUUGGUACUUAUUGAUGAGUUUGGCAAAGGGACCAACACACUAGAUGGCCUGGCCCUUCUGGCUGCUGUGCUGAAGUACUGGAUCAAUCAAGGAACCCAGUGUCCGCAGGUCUUUGUGUCCACUAAUUUUCACAGCUUAAUGCAGCUGGAACUUUUGCCUGACACACCUCUUCUAGAAUACCUGACCAUGGAGACUCACCAAGAUGGAGAUGAAUUGGUGUUUUUCUAUCAGAUCAAACAAGGAGUAUCCACUGUUAGUCAUGCUGCCAACAUUGCUGCACUAGCUGGAAUGCCUGCCAAAAUUAUUGAAAGGGGAGUGGAAGUAUCAGAACUGAUUCGGAAUGGAAAAGCUAUCAAACGUAUUGAUCAUCCUUCAAAAGGAGACCAGAUGGAAAAAUGCAAGGCUGUUGUUGAAAAGUUUCUUAGCCUAGACCUUGAUGAUCCUAAUGUGAACUUAGAAGAGUUCAUGCAUAAAGAGGUGUUGCCCUCUGCAGCCUCAAUUCUAUAGCAUGGCUAUGUCUAAAAGCAUAUAUUACAAGGUAUCUGCCACGUUCGAUAGGGUGGCUUGGUAAUUUCAACAAUAAAGACUAUGACUAAUGCCUCACACUACAUUUCACUUUUAAAAAUUGUCUAUAAUGUAUGUCAUUUCUUAUUCUUGUUUAAAAUCAGUAUGGUAGUUGUAUAUCCCUGUAUGGUGCAUGAUAUGAAAGCAGGAAGACUUGAAAGAGGAGAGAACCUAUUCCAGCUGUUGGAUCGUGCAUUUUGAGCCCCUAUUGUUAGAUUCUCAGACUGAAAAAAUACUGUAGAAAAAUCAAAAUAGUUCUGCUGGUCUCAUGGCACUAUAAAAACAAAGUGUUGAUUGUUUUGUUGAAAUAAUCAUUUCAGUCAUUUUAGGAUCAUCAUCAAAGGAUCACAUGUAAGUAUGUGCUUUGGACUCCCAGAUCAACAGAUCACUUUGUUACAGUACAAACCACUAAAGUAGACACUGCUUAAUGGAAAUAUAGAGGGAUUUAAUGAGCUCUGUGACAUUUAAUAAAGCUGCAUUUCUGGCCAUAAAGGCAGAGAGAUUCCAAAAGCUGAUAUAAAAAGAAUGGGAGUCAGAAUCAGUGGGGUCUAACUAGAGGGGAAACGCUUUGGUUUUAUCAAUAAUCACUCUCUUAAGGUCCUGCAGAGUAAGAGUACAUAACUAUGCUUUGUGAGUACAAAAACAAAAUUACAAGUCCAGGAAAUGGUAAACUAUACUAGGCAUAUAAGGCAGGAAAAACCAGCAUUUUUUUCAACUAUUCAACUAAACUUAAAAGAUUAAUACCAGAGCAAAGGAGUCCGUUUCACUUCUGUCAGUGCCAGGGAUCAACUCUGAACCCAGCAUUUGAUCACUGAGUAUGCAACACAUAUACAUGAACAAGUGAAUAAAGAGGAGGCAUGAUAUGUAACUACCACAGAAGUAAUAACCUUCUCUGCAAGAGCAUAAGUGCCUUAUCUAAGUUAUCUAAGACAGAAAAGAUAUGAGAUAACUGAUUGUCUGUAACCGCUAACAGUAUUGCUAAUCAGAGAGAAUCAGCAGAUACACUGGAUCUCUCUUCAGCUCUACUUGAUUUCAGGAAGCCGAGAUUCCACUAUCACUAAUCCAAGAGAAAAAAAUUAUAUGAGAAAAAAAAAAAAAAGUUAUAUUCAUAAUUACUAACAUUUAGAUACUUGACAUAGAUACUAAACAUUUUAUCUGUUUGGUAUGUUUUACUGACGACAGCAAGAAGGUGAACGUGAGUGUCCACCAAAAAGAUCUGAAAUUAGAGACAGUUCAGUGCAGGCUCAGUGCAGAAUGUCCUCCUUUUAUGAUGUGCAUUUAUGACACUACAAAAAAAGUAACUUUUAUUAUCUAUAAUGAAAACAGGAUAGUGACAAAAGUUUAACAUAAACUACGUUAAAAAUACAAGAGUAAAUGACCAAACUCUGCAGUUUUGCUGCUAUUUUCAGUGUAAUAAUACUGCCUGCAAAAUAAUAUCUAACAUCUUGGGGAUAUUACCACUGAAGUUGAAUGACAGCAGUGAACAGGCCAUGUACUACACUUACAAGUGUUGUUUACAGAUUUUUCUCACAAAUAUAUUCUCUUUUAUUAAUUAUACAUACUGCAUUCUAAAUAUGUGCUGCAUAGAGUUAUAUGUCAAAUAUUCUUAAAUUAUACUUUUGGAAUACUUUCUUGUCAACCUAUGCCUGGACUAAGAAUAUACAGCUUUUUAAUUAAGCAGAUGCUAUCUGAGCAGUGUAAUUGCCAGUCAUCUAACAAAACCCAUUUCAUCACAUUAGCA
This is a messenger RNA of Lagopus muta (rock ptarmigan), 4342 nucleotides long. It is a transcript of the gene MSH5, whose product is annotated as mutS homolog 5. The transcript has a single exon. Lineage: Eukaryota; Metazoa; Chordata; Aves; Galliformes; Phasianidae. Gene Ontology annotation, molecular function: ATP-dependent DNA damage sensor activity; mismatched DNA binding; ATP binding. The record is from RefSeq and is a predicted model, not a curated record. Gene Ontology annotation, cellular component: nucleus. Bases 115 to 2544 code for a protein of 809 amino acids. Gene Ontology annotation, biological process: chiasma assembly; mismatch repair.